Molecule: messenger RNA, 1480 nt
Organism: Ochotona princeps (American pika)
Lineage: Eukaryota; Metazoa; Chordata; Mammalia; Lagomorpha; Ochotonidae
Product: putative methyltransferase-like protein 21E
Exons: 5
Coding region: 215-859 (214 amino acids)
Biological process (GO): peptidyl-lysine methylation
Cellular component (GO): cytoplasm; cytosol
Molecular function (GO): protein-lysine N-methyltransferase activity
Source: RefSeq, a predicted model, not a curated record
CCCACACCAGAACCCUGAGCCAAGUUUCAUCUUCUCCACUUUGCAUCCAGGUUCCUGGGAGAACGAAGCCUGGAUCCGUUAGUGCUGGGAUAGGGGAAGGAAUUCAGGAUUCUAGCUGGGACUGUGAACGCAGAGACAAGCCUGGAGAGAUCAAUGGAUUUUAAGGAUUGAGACCAGAGAAGAACGUGAUGACAAGCAGGUGGUUGCAGAGAUCAUGGCAAGAUGUUUUAUCCCAACUCGGAUGACUACCUCUUCCUGGGAAGGCUUUCAUUUCGCUGGCCAUGAGAUUCGGAUUACUGAAGCCUUGGACUGUUACGGCGCUGUGGUUUGGCCAUCGGCCCUUGUUCUAUGUUAUUUUCUGGAAACAAACACAAAGCAGUAUAAUAUGGUUGACAAAAAUGUGAUUGAAAUUGGAGCUGGAACUGGGUUAGUCUCUAUCGUGGCAAGUCUGCUGGGUGCUCAUGUUACUGCCACAGAUUUACCUGAACUACUUGGAAACCUGCAAUACAAUAUUUCCCGAAACACCAAAAGGAAAUGCAAGCAUUUGCCUCAGGUCAAAGAACUCUCCUGGGGAGUUGCAUUAGAUAAAAACUUCCCCACGUCUUCCAAUAAUUUUGACUACAUCCUAGCAGCGGAUGUUGUUUAUGCACAUCCUUUCCUGGAAGAGCUGCUUGUUACCUUUGACCACCUGUGCAAAGAGACUACCACCAUCCUCUGGGUUAUGAAGUUCAGGCUGGAGAGGGAGAAUCAAUUUGUAGAUAGAUUUAAGGAGCUGUUUGACCUGGAAGAAAUUUCCAGUUUUCCUAGUCUGAAUAUUAAGUUGUAUAAAGCCAUGAGGAAAACUCGGAGGAGUGCAUGAUAGCCUGGACUGAGUUGUGCAAGUGAAAAGGCAGUUUCUGGUAGACUGUUAGUUUAUAGAAAACCCCGGAGGGAAAUAUGCACACACCAGUGCACAUACACAUCCUGAGUGAAAUAUGUGAUUCUGUAGCAUUGGGGGCACUUUGCUCCCAGCCUCCAUCGGCACGCAGGGCUGCUUUCUAAUUAUAAUAAUGGGAACUUUUGCAAAGUAAUCGUGCAUGGUCAUUGGAUAUGAAGAUAUCUGCUCUGCUUAUUAGCAUAUAGCACCAUUUUUGUUGCUAUUGGUUUUAAUACAUGGCAUAGUUAUUUUUAAUGUGUCAUUGCAAAAUGAUGAUUCUUAAAGACAUUUCUAAAAUGAGCAUUGUUAUUAAUUCUUUUAAGCAUAGGCAUAGGUGAUUUGUCCCUUCAGUAAUAUAAAAAUUGAUGAUAGUGAAAUCUCCAAAUAAAUCUGAAAAGGCAGAUACUUUUGGCAAUGGUACGUGUUAGCCUUCUGUGGUUUCUGUUAGUGCAGUGUAUUGGUGGUCCCUCAUCUCUGUGUGGCAGGGUGUGUCUUUGGUUUAACCUCUGAAACCAGCCAAGCAUGUGGAUUUGAGGUUAUGGCAAAGACAUUUCACUCAAGUAA